Messenger RNA from Photinus pyralis (common eastern firefly), 1119 nucleotides. Its product is annotated as zinc finger HIT domain-containing protein 2. The transcript is spliced from 5 exons. Lineage: Eukaryota; Metazoa; Arthropoda; Insecta; Coleoptera; Lampyridae. The record is from RefSeq and is a predicted model, not a curated record. The coding region runs from base 81 to 1097 and encodes 338 amino acids.
UAACAUGUUUGAAGUUUGUAGGUUAUGUCAUCAAGUGAGAGGUUAUGUUAUUAAACACUUUUGAAAUUAAAAGUCGAUAAAUGGACAGAAUUAGCGACGAUUUGUGCACUUUUUGCAAGAGCACGACCAAAAAGUACACUUGCCCACAGUGUCAGGCGGAUUACUGUUCGAUCACCUGCUUUCAGUCAACCGCCCACAUCGAAUGCGCCGAGUCCUUUUACAAAAGCUGCGUGCUCGAGAAUCUACCGACUGGCCCCUACGACGAUGAGGAAGCGCGUCAAAAAUUGAACGAGAUGUUUCAGAGGCUGCGCGACUACGACGAGGAAGACCCGUUGGAUUCGGACGACGACGAGGAGUGCGAAUCCCUGGCGACGCGGCUGAAGAACGUCGACCUCGACGACACGAAGGAAGUGUGGAAACGUUUGACCGGCGACGAACGUCAGGAGUUCGAGGCGUUUUUAAAGUCGGGCGAUGUAAGCAAGUUGGUUCCGAGGUGGACUCCUUGGUGGUGCCCCGCGAAAAUUCAGGAAGUCGGCGAAUUGCAGAAGCAGUCCGCUCCCCCCUUACUUGAGAACAUCGCAAAGUUCAGUUCGCUAACGAGCAAACCACCCGCAGAAACCGUUCGGUAUAAUUUGGUAAACAUCGUAUGCGCAUAUGUCUUUACUGCCAGAUAUUUCAACGGUGAUUAUUACGAGUUUUUAGGGGAAGCGGUGGGUUGCGUGGUUUAUCUGUCGCUGUGCUUGAAGGAGAAUAAAAACUACAGUGGUUUUGAGGAGGCGGUCGAUUCCGUUCAAGAGGAGUGCUUAAAGAAUGACUGGAUUACUGUCGAUCACGAAAACAUGGAAACCAUGAAGAGUGAUGUCAACGUUAUACUGAAGGGUCGUGCCACGGACAAAAACUGUUUCACAUUAAGCGCCCUUUCCGAUCUGUACAGGUUGAUAGCGGCGCUGAUGAAGGAGAAGCAAGGCACUGGCAAUACUUUCUUGCAAAACUGCCCGAAAUAUAAACUACCAAAGAGAGAUCUAAAACUAUAUUUAAAGAAGCUCGAAUAUCUCUUAUCGUACACUAUGUAUUUUGAUAAAACGACUGCACCAUAACUACGUUAUUUUCUUCUAAUCC